This is a messenger RNA of Closterium sp. NIES-65, 561 nucleotides long. Lineage: Eukaryota; Viridiplantae; Streptophyta; Zygnematophyceae; Desmidiales; Closteriaceae. The record is from the annotation of a GenBank genome assembly.
AUGUUCGACGAAACUUGCUCUAGGGGGCUGAUGGUCUGGGAUGCACAGAAUGACAUAUUUGCAUCACAGACGGGAGCAGUGCCUCUCACCAUCAUCCCACAGAACUCCGUGUCUACGUGGUCCAUUCAGAAGCUGCCAGGUGUCACAGCGAACACGUCACCGCUUUCAUUCCAAGAGACGGGGCCCGUGCUGCUCAACAUCUCGCAGGCCGAUAGCAAGACGUUCCAGCCCACCGAGGUGGUUUGGACGUCGUCCAACAUCAGCACUGAUCCUUCCACGUGGACUGCUGAGCUGUCGUCAGCAGUGAGCCGAGCCAGCAUCGCCAAUCUGACCAUGCAGAACCCCCAGAUGUGGAUCUACGGGGGCAAGUUUGAUGUGAAGAACCUCAACUACUCCUUCAAGCCGGACAACGCAGUGCUCCUGGUGCAGAGCCUCACUGGCACGCUGCUGGGCACCAACGUGAACAGCCAGAACCUGCAAGUGCCCAUUGAAUCUGACAACAUCCCCACCCUCAAUGGCCAGCUCAUUGCGCGGGUAAAAAUGCCUUCUGAUUUGUUCUAA